AAAUUGAAUAUAAUCCAGAAGAUUGGUGGUAUCUAUCAGAUCCUGUUGAGCACCUGUAAAAAAGAAUUAUGAUUUUGUUAUUUAUAUUUGGGAUCCUUCUGGGUUCCACCACCUCUAUGGAUGUGACCAUAAAGACCCACUGGAGUGGAGGAAUCACCGGAAGCUUCUGUAUCCCAAUCACCCAGGAGUUACAUGGAUGGACGGCUCAUCUUAUAUUUGAUCAAAAAAUAGAAUCCCUUGAUGUUUGGGUUGCAGACGUGAGUGCAACAAAACAGGGUGGUAAAGAAUUCGUUCUUACUAACAAAGAUUUCAAUGCCGAAGAGAAGGUUGGUGACAAACUUUGCGUUGAUUUUGUUGGUCACACCACGGGUGAUAUUAACCCUACUGCUACUGUUACUAUUGAGGGUAUGGAUGGUAGUGGAAACAAAUUUUCACAUGCACCAGUAACAGGUCGCCCAGUUACAAAACCUGUGAUUGUACCUAUGCCAGGUGGUGAUAGAGGACUUUACGAUUAUUCUAAACCACUCGCUAAUUCCAUCCUCUUUUACGAUGCUCAACGAUCUGGUAAACUUCCAGCUAACAAUCCAAUCAAAUGGAGGGGUGAUUCUGCUUUGAAUGAUGGUUCUGAUGUUGGUGUUGAUCUGACUGGUGGAUGGUAUGAUGCUGGUGAUCAUGUUAAAUUUGGUCUACCAAUGGCCGCCACUGCUCACCUGUUACUGUGGUCUUAUAUCCAAUGGCCUGAUGCAUAUUCCUCUACAAGUCUCACUGACAAGUUCUUUGACAUGAUUAAAUGGCCUUUGGAUUAUUUCUUGAAAUGUUGGAUUCCCGCGAAAAAUGAAUUUUACAUGCAGGUUGGUAAUGGUGAUGAUGAUCAUCACUUCUGGGGUAGAGCUGAAGAUAUGAAAAUGGCCCGACCAUCCUUAAAAGUAACAACAAGUAAACCAGGUAGUGAUGUUGCUGGUGAAACAGCUGCUUCAAUGGCUGCUGGAUAUAUCGCUUUCAAGAAACGAGAUGCUGCAUACGCAACCAAACUAUUAACUGCUGCCAAAUCACUUUACGUCUUUGCUAAAACUUACAAAGGAAAAUAUUCACAGAGUGUUCAAGGCGCUGGACAAUUUUAUUCUUCCAGUGGUUAUGUGGAUGAACUGUGUGAAGCAGCUAUCUGGUUGUACAGAGCUACCAAAGAUCCUAAAUACUUAAGUGAUGCUAAAACAUUCGUGGAGACAGCUUGGGCUUGGGCUUUAUCUUGGGAUGAUAAGAAGGUUGCUUGUCAGUUGAUGUUGUAUCAAGAAACCCAAGAUAGUCAAUACAGCAAAGCUGUAGUAGGAUUCUUUAAAGCCUGGUUACCAAGCGGUGGACAGAUGAAAUAUACACCAUGUGGUUUAGCUUGGAGAGAUCAGUGGGGUUCUACAAGAUAUGCUGCUAACUCCGCCUUUUUGGCUUUAAUGGCUGCCGAUGCUGGUAUAGACGCCACUACCUACAGAAAAUGGGCUCAAAGUCAAAUCAACUACAUUCUUGGACAGAACAACAAAUGUUUCAGUUAUGUCAUCGGUUUUGGUAAAUCAUACCCUAAAAAUCCCCAUCACAGAUCAGCAUCUUGUCCUGAUAUUCCUGAACCAUGCAGCGAGGCUAAUCUUCACACACCAGGAGCCAGUCCACAUUUAUUAAUCGGCGCUAUGGUUGGUGGACCUGAUGCUUCUGAUAAGUACGAAGAUAAAAGAGAAGAUUAUGUCCACAAUGAAGUUGCUUGCGAUUAUAAUUCUGGUCUUCAAUCAACUCUUGCUGGUUUGGUUCAUCUUACUCACACCAAGUCUCUUCCUAAAGCGGAUGCACCGAAAUGUCCAUGUCCCGUUUAAGCAAUCAUUUAGUUAUGUCUUUAAAUAAAGUUUUGUAAAACCA
Patella vulgata (common limpet) is the source of this 1899-nucleotide messenger RNA. RefSeq names its product endoglucanase A. Gene Ontology annotation, biological process: carbohydrate metabolic process. Gene Ontology annotation, molecular function: polysaccharide binding; hydrolase activity, hydrolyzing O-glycosyl compounds. The transcript has 13 exons. The coding region runs from base 69 to 1856 and encodes 595 amino acids. Lineage: Eukaryota; Metazoa; Mollusca; Gastropoda; Patellidae. The record is from RefSeq and is a predicted model, not a curated record.